Rhizophagus irregularis DAOM 181602=DAOM 197198 is the source of this 530-nucleotide messenger RNA. The record is from RefSeq and is a predicted model, not a curated record. NCBI's taxonomy places the organism in Eukaryota, Fungi, Glomeromycota, Glomeromycetes, Glomerales, Glomeraceae.
AGUUUAAUCUCCAAAGGAAAUGUAUAAGAAGAUCAAGAUCAAUUACCAGCAAUAUUAAAAUAAUUCCAGAUACAUAUAAAAGUUCUCGCAUAUCAUCGGAAUCACAAUUAAGUGAAUUAGAUGAAUUAGAUGAAUUGAAUGAAUUGAAUGAAUUCAAUACAAUAAUCUCAUAUCCGAAUAGAUAUCACUACUUUCCAAAAGCAAUGGUUGUAGUGGUAGAAUCACUUGCAGUUCACAAGGUUCCCGAAUUAUCAAAAAAACGUUGGGGUUACGUUAAUGUACCUUCAUCUAACACUAAUUCGGAAGAAUCAAAUAUUGAUAAUAUUGAUCAAGAAGAUUCUAUAACAAGUGAACAAAAAAAGAAAAUGAAACGAUGGGGUUUUGUAGCUCCGAUAGUUGGCAUACCAAAAAAUUUUCCUAUAUUUGAUUCAAAUCCAUCACCAAUAAAACGAAGGUUUUAUUAUUACAUAUGAAAAACAUUUAAGUUUUAAAUGUAUUUUUUAUUUAUUUUAAUGUAAUUUUUUUUUUUU